AUGCCCGGGAACGACAACGGGAGCACGCGUGAGCGAGAUGAACGUAUAAAACAUCUCUGGGAGUCUCUAGACACACGGGGAGAGGGGCAGAUUGAUUUCAAGGGGUUCAAAAAGGGGCUGAAGAAGAUUGACCACCCCCUGAAAAACGCCGACGACCUGCUACAUGAUAUUCUCAAGGCGAUCGAUACAAGCCAGGAUGGCCAGAUACAGUAUACUGAGUUCCGUUCGUUUGUACAACAGGCUGAGAAACAGCUGUGGCAGCUCUUUCAAGCUAUUGACCACGACCGUAAUGGCCAUCUCGACAAACAGGAACUGAAAGAUGCGUUUGCAAAGGCGGGCUUGACCGUUCCGAGCUCCAAGAUAGACCAGUUCUUCGCCGAUGUAGAUACAAACAGCGAUGGGGUCAUCAGCUUCGAGGAGUGGAGCUCGACAGAGAUUUCCUCCUCUUCCUCCCUGGCACACAUAACCUUCGCUCAGUCAUAUCUUACUACUCCUCAGCCGGCACGCUCAGCCCUGAGGGAGAUGUGCACAUCAAGACACUACAAGGAUCAGGUACAGCUCCUCUCCUCUUUCCUUACUACCCAUUCUGCCGCAGAGCCAGCCCCAGCCAUCCCCAUGAACACCAUCCCCUCCCCCACCCUCCCUCCUCUCGCCCGAUCCAGACCAGACCAACACCAAGACUUUAUGUUUGCGCCUCCUUAUAACGACCACCACAAAAUAGAUCAGGGAUUAGAAGUGGAACUAGAGUUCAUCACCGUCCCUUCCCUCGUCAGAAUAUGGCUGUCAUACCGCUACCUAGAAGAAGUAUUGACCGAAUCCACACCCCAUGUAGGCUACUUUCUUGCCGGCGGGAUGGCUGGUGUUGUCUCCCGAACCGCUACCGCGCCUUUCGAUCGGUUGAAGGUCUAUCUCAUUGCACAGACGCAUACUGGUAGCGUACAGGGUGCGGCCGUCAACGCGGUCAAGGCAGGUGCGCCGGUUAAGGCUGUGGGGUGGAUGACUUGGCCUAUCGUCGAAGCCACCAAGGAGCUAUGGCGUGCUGGAGGGAUCAGGAGUAACGGCUUGAACGUGGUCAAGGUCAUGCCAGAGUCUGCUAUCAAGUUCGGUGCAUACGAAGCUUCAAAACGUUUUUUUGCCAGCCUCGAAGGUCACGGCGAUACGAAGAACCUGCUCCCUAUCUCACAAUUCCUAUCUGGCGGCAUUGGUGGCAUGAUUUCCCAUCGCAUGCAAUGCGAGACUGUCCAAGGUGGCCUCCAUGGUAACCAACUCAUCUACUCCACUGCCUCCAAAAUGUGGCAAACAAAUGGCAUAUCAGGCUACUUCCGCGGUCUCCCUCUCGGUCUACUGGGAAUGUUCCCAUUCGCCGCCAUUGACCUAAUGACAUUCGAAUACCUAAAAUCAACCCUUGUAACCCGCAAUGCGCGCCUAGCUCACUGCCACGAAUCAGAUGUGCAGCUGAGCAAUUUCACUACCGGGGCUAUCGGUGCAUUCAGCGGUGCACUGAGUGCUUCCAUUGUCUACCCUCUGAACGUGCUGCGUACGCGUCUCCAGGCACAGGGCACUGUGCUCCAUAAGCCUACUUAUACCGGCAUCGUGGAUGUUACCGUACGAACGGUGCGGAGUGAAGGCGUCUACGGUCUCUUUAGAGGGCUGACGCCCAACCUGCUAAAGGUUGUGCCAUCGGUAUCGAUCAGCUAUAUCGUCUACGAGAAUUCGAAACGGCUGUUUGGGCUGCCAUAA
Messenger RNA from Microsporum canis CBS 113480, 1740 nucleotides. Its product is annotated as mitochondrial carrier. Gene Ontology annotation, molecular function: ATP transmembrane transporter activity; calcium ion binding. Lineage: Eukaryota; Fungi; Ascomycota; Eurotiomycetes; Onygenales; Arthrodermataceae. The transcript is spliced from 7 exons. Gene Ontology annotation, biological process: transmembrane transport. The record is from RefSeq and is a predicted model, not a curated record. Bases 1 to 1740 code for a protein of 579 amino acids.